This is a messenger RNA of Fimicolochytrium jonesii, 1070 nucleotides long. RefSeq lists its product as uncharacterized. NCBI's taxonomy places the organism in Eukaryota, Fungi, Chytridiomycota, Chytridiomycetes, Spizellomycetales, Powellomycetaceae. Bases 103 to 960 code for a protein of 285 amino acids. The record is from RefSeq and is a predicted model, not a curated record. The transcript is spliced from 3 exons.
CAGCAGCAACCGGCAGGCCACCGGCGCAAGUAACGGGACAAAGCCACCGUCUCUCCACUUAAGCCACCCUCAGAACCCGUUCCAAUCACAAAAACAGCAGUAAUGUCAACCACCGCUUCCUCCCGUCCAGUCGACAUGCUCAUCCUCGGCAUGGGCUGGUCCGGCACCUACGUGGCGACCCUCCUCACCUCUCUCGACAUUUCGUUUGAGGCUACUACGACAACGGGACGCGAUGGGACGCUAAAAUUUGAAUAUGACCCGGACUCAACUGACCCGACGCCGUUUGAACAGCUGCCGGAUGCGAAGACUGUGCUUGUUACGUUUCCGUUGAGGGGGAAGCAGUCCGCUCUCAAUCUGGCAGAUCUGUAUGAGCAGACCCAUGCAAGUACCGCAGUGACGCAGCAAUAUAUCCUGCUAGGCUCGACGAGGCCUUACAGCACGACCGCAGGCGACGCAGGCGACGUCUGGGUAGAUCGCAACAGCAACCCGGACCUGACUAUCGACGCCCCGCGGCAGGAGGCCGAGGCCGCUCUCCUUGCUCGUGGAGGCCGCGGCGGGCGUGGGAGUGGGUGCGUCCUAAACCUCGCGGGUCUAUAUGGCGGCACCCGGGACCCGCGCAACUGGGUCCCCCGCGUUGCCCCCGAUCUCCCCGCCUUACGUGGAAAGGGCUCCCUGCAUGUGAUCCACGGGGAAGACGUGGCGCAAGCGGUGCUGGCAGUGUCUCGCGAUUUUACGCCGGGAGAAAGGUGGUUGGUGACGGAUACGAGGGUGUAUUGCUGGUGGGAUUUGGCCGCGGCGUGGGGUGACCGCGAUGAAGCCCGUUGGGUGUUGCGGUUGAUGGAGGAGGCGGGUGUACGGGGGCUGCCGAGGCCGGUUGAGAUGCUUGGUCGCGCUGUCGAUUCCACUGCUUUCUGGAGGAGGUUCGGAGUGGUCCCGCUCAGGCCGUCGCUGAAACCGUAAGGAAGUAUCACUGGGCGUAGUUAAGGAUGUGGCGUAUGGGUCUGGUCGAACUGCCUUUUGAAGCACACAUUCUUUUUGGCGAAUUGAAUUCUUCGCAUGAACAAAUCAUU